AUGGCUAUCCCCCAUCAUUUACCCAGAUAUCGAUGCGGCAACCUCUUCCAAAUGUUUCUCUUCAAUAUUGUCUUUGUGCACGGUUUUACAGGGCACCCUAAAUCGACGUGGACGCUCGAGGCGGCCAAGGUCCAGCAACGGACCAGAGCAGGAGGACAACAUGGCUGUGAUGUGUUCUGGCCGCAAGACUUGCUGCCAACGACAGUUCCGAGCGCUCGAAUUCUAACCUACGGCUAUGACACCAGAAUUCGCCACUUCGUUCUAGGGCAAAUUAGCAAGAACUCGGUCCCAGACCACGGAAGGGACUUUUUAAAUACUUUGGAAGCCUGGAGGAGAUCGUCGGACGAGGCAUCCCGCCCCCUCAUCUUCGUCGCCCACAGCUUGGGAGGUUUGGUUGUCAGAGAAGCUCUCAAACAAGCCAAUCAUUUCCGUACCACACAUCCACAUAACUACGCCGUCCUUUCAUCCACCAUCGCACUCAUGUUCUUCGGAACACCCCACCGCGGGGCUGAUCCUCGGAGCAUAUUACACCGCGUCCUUUCAGCCUCCGUAAUCAGGAUCGGGAUGAGCGUUAAUAGACACAUUGUCGAUACCCUUCUUCCAAGUGUCAAUAAACAGUCCGAACUCGAUGAUUUCAGGAUGCUAGCAUUGGAAGCAAACUUGCAAGUCUACUCGUUCCAAGAAGAAGUCGGCCUUGGACUACUACUUGGUAAAAAGGUUGUCGGGUACUAUUCAUCCUACCUUGGCCCACCUGUGAUUGAGACCAUACAGCACAUCGGCGACAACCACAUGGACAUGUGUCGAUUCUACGGUUUUGAUGAUCCGGGAUACUUCAAGGUCGCGGCAGCUUUUCAACGGAUUCUCGCUAGCAUCACCGCAGUCUGUAUCCGCGCAAACCCUUCUUCAGCUGACGAACGCUUGAACCGGGUUGGUAUCAUGGCAGGCCCUAGUGAUGUUGCGGCACGAACUUUCCAACGACUAGUCGCACCUCACACGCCCCUCGCUCGAACUGUGGAUAAGAUUCAGUCAGUCGGAAAGGCUGUUUCUCGUCUUACCGAUGUAUGA
Molecule: messenger RNA, 1065 nt
Organism: Neurospora crassa OR74A
Lineage: Eukaryota; Fungi; Ascomycota; Sordariomycetes; Sordariales; Sordariaceae
Product: SesB protein
Exons: 3
Coding region: 1-1065 (354 amino acids)
Source: RefSeq, a predicted model, not a curated record